Cannabis sativa is the source of this 1416-nucleotide messenger RNA. Its product is annotated as CASP-like protein 4A4. The transcript has 3 exons. NCBI's taxonomy places the organism in Eukaryota, Viridiplantae, Streptophyta, Magnoliopsida, Rosales, Cannabaceae. The coding region runs from base 150 to 761 and encodes 203 amino acids. The record is from RefSeq and is a predicted model, not a curated record.
CUUGAAAUAACACAAACCAUUACCUAAUUAACAAACUAAAAAGACUUGCAUUUCACAAAGUCAAUGACCAAACUUUUCCAAAGCACAUAAUAACUAGAAGAAGCAAAAACAAGAGAAGAACCUUAAACCAAAUAUUAAAAGAAUCAUUAAUGGAAGGAGAAAAAGACUUGAGUCUCCCUAAAUCCAUGGCCAAAGGCUUGCCUUUAACUUCGGCAGCCAACAACAGUUCUAAUUUUCAAACACCAUCUCCAUUCUCUAUCUCAGUAGCUUCUACUGGUUGGAGCUCAAGGCCUACAAUCAACCACUUCAGCCUCUUCUUGAGGUUCUUGGCUUUUCUAUUCUCUUUUGUCUCUGCUCUUUCACUUGUCAUCCAUGCACCAAAGAAGAAAAUCAAAGGAUCAUCAUCUCCUUCUAGCUUUGGGGAAUAUUCCGAAUUACUGUACUGUUUCACAAUAACGAUGGUAGCUUUCGCAUACUCAGUUUUCCAACUUUUCAAAGGCAUUCUUGAGAUUGCAGACAAGGGUAUUAUUAUGUCAGACAUGGUCUCUGAUUACACUAGCUUCAUUGUUGAUCAAUUGUUGGUGUAUCUUCUGGUUUCAUCUUCAUCAGUAGCAGUACCUGCCAUUAAGAACAUGGAAUCAUCUUCCUCUCUUUGGAAGGCCUCUAUCGUCUCCCUCGGAUUCUCUUUCGCCACUUUUCUAGUUAUAGCCCUCUCUGCUCUCUUCUCUGGUUACAAGCUUUGUAAGAGAAUAAUCUGGUGAAAAGCUGAUCUUGAUUAUACCAUUCAUCAUCAUAUAUAUAUAUAUAUAUAUAUACAUAUAUAUAUAUAUUUCAAUACAUAUAUACAGUAUAGUAUGAUAGUGAUUAAUGUUGCUUAUGACACAUGAAUAAUAGCAUCUUUAAUUGAUACUAAAAUUGUAAUUUGAUUUUAUCAAAAAAAAAAAAAAAAAAAGGUUGUCUACACAUUUGGUACCUUAAGUUUUAUCUAAAUACAAGUUUGGUACCCUAUAUUUUUAAUAAUGCUUAUUUGGUGCCCUGUAUUUUAAAAUUAUACUUAUUUGGUACCCUAAAUUCAAAUUUUUUUGAUAAAAUUUAAUCAAUACUAUCAAUAGUCUAAAAUUUUAUGAAUUCUAAAUUCUAAUUUAUUUAUUUGAUUACAUAUAUCUGAGAAUUGUUUGGUUAAAUUAAUAAAAUUGUAUUGAUUAAAUUUUAUUUUAAGGUACCAAAUAUGUACAAUUUAAAAAUAUGAGGUACCAAUUAAGUAUUAUUGAAAACAUAGGGUACUAAAUAUGUUUUUCAUAAAAACACAAGGUACUAAAUGAGAAUAUUCCCAAAAAAAAAAAUAAUGUUAUAUUUUUAACACUUCUUAAAAAAAAAAAGUUGAUUAAUAAUAAACAGUAUUCCAAUUUCCCUUCA